AUGGGCGGUGCAAGUCGUGAAGGCGGCAAAGCCAAGCCUUUGAAGGCACCAAAGAAGGAGAAGAAGGAAGAGGACGAAGAUGAGAUCGCGUACAAGGCCAAGCAAGCCGCAGAUGCUAAAGCGCGAAAGGAAAUGGCCGAGAAGGCAAAAGGCAAGGGACCCAUGAACGCUGGUCAACAGGGAAUUAAGAAGAGUGGAAAGAAAUAA
This is a messenger RNA of Exophiala viscosa, 207 nucleotides long. RefSeq names its product translation machinery associated TMA7. The transcript has 3 exons. NCBI's taxonomy places the organism in Eukaryota, Fungi, Ascomycota, Eurotiomycetes, Chaetothyriales, Herpotrichiellaceae. Bases 1 to 207 code for a protein of 68 amino acids. The record is from RefSeq and is a predicted model, not a curated record.